UUGGAGCAGGACUUGGAGGCAAGCAUAGUAAUUUAAAAUUUGAAAGUCUUAAAAUUUAAUUAAUUUGUCAAUAGUUUCAAACGAAGAGGGAGAGGGAAGUGAAAUUAGGUAACCUAAAAAAAACGUGUUGGUUUCAUUCAUUCGUGCGCAGUAAGCGAAAUGAAUUAUUGGGUGCGACAACAGUUUGGCAAAGGUGGCAGGGAUUCUUCGGUUUCCCUUCUCGUUCUCUUUCUCCGUUCCUACGCCACUCGCCGCUCCAAACCCACCCCGCCGGAGAUUCCUUUUCAGCCCAAACUGGCUAACGCCGUCAAUCUCAUCGGUCAGCUACUCACGCCCCUUCAGUUCCACCAAUCUCCCGAAGGCAACGCCUGGGCCACCGCCGUCAUCACGCGCCAAGAGUCCCCUUCUUCUCCUCUCCUCUCGUACGUUGCUCUCUCUGUUUCCUUUCUCUUCUUUGCUGUUCCUGUAAUAACUACUCUAUCUCCCCAUUUCAGGAUUCCGCUUCUGUUCGAGGGUGAUCUCGCUCAUACCGCCAAAUGCCAUCUCAAACUCAAUGAUUUCAUCCACAUUGCUGGAAAUCUCACCACUGAUCCUCAUGGACUACACCCCCAACACCACCACCAUCAAACCAAUAUCCAGGUACCUCUCUUUCUUAUACUAUCUUAUCUUUUGUUACACUCCCACUUUUCAUCUUCACUAUCUACAACAGGUUAUGGUGCAAACCCUCAACUUUGUUCAAGGAUAUCCCCAACUCAACACUACAACCGCAUCUUCAACCACCAAAAUACUUCCUUUCUCUCUGAGGAGCAUGACAUCAAUCCAUCAAGGAAGGAUAUCCGUGCCAAGCAGAGUGAAGAGCUGGACAAAGACAAUUCUUGGAAGGAUCUCCUUGAUAACCCCGUUGAAUGGUGGGAUCUUCGUUCAACAGAGGAGAAUCCAAAAGGUGCAGCUUUUGAAAGAAAGACAAAUGGUGAAUUACUCUUUAUCAGUAGCUCAACUCCCAAAUGGGUCCAAGAGAAAUUAGAGUUAGUGACAAUUGAUCUGAAACCUGAACCGAAACACUCAAUAUCCUCUGCGAAGAAAAACCCAGAUUCUUCAAUGAGUUCUUGGAUAGACCUUGUAGAUAAUCCAAAGCAGUGGUGGGAUUUCCGUGACAGCAAACAAAAUGGAUUGGUACAUCCAAAGCACCCUGAUUUCAAGCGCAAGGAUGGCAGUGUUUCCCUCUGGCUUAGCAACUGUACAACAUUUGUUUUAAGCAAACUGAAAGGGCUUGAAUUUGAAGUUCCGGUUGUUAAAUCCAAAAAAGCAAAGGAUAGUAAAGGUGGUGAUGUUUCCUGGAAUGAUUUGGUGCAAAAUCCGGCUAAAUGGUGGGAUAAUAGAGUAGAUAAGAGGAAUGAAAAAGCUCCUGAUUUCAAGCACAAAGAAACUGGUGAAGGGCUGUGGCUUGGUUCUUCACCAAGUUGGGUGUUAGACAAAUUGCCACCCGUGAAGCCUAAAAAAGGUGUAGAAACAGACAGGAAAUCGACACUGGUUUCAUAAGCAAUGGAGAAAGUAGAGAAAGGAAUCACUUACUCAGUUGGAUAUAGGAUAUAUCCUGCUUAUGAGUUUCACUUCCAUGUAAUUAACUUUUUCCUUACUAGAGUUCUGUUUUAGUGAUACCUUUACAAACUCAGUAUCCUCGCCUAUCGCUUGCUCAGCAUUUGACUUGUAGUCUCUACCAGCAGCAAUAUCUAUACAAAAUGACUGGUGUUAUUCAAAUACCUGUAUUGCAGUUUUGCUUUA
Molecule: messenger RNA, 1782 nt
Organism: Vigna unguiculata (cowpea)
Lineage: Eukaryota; Viridiplantae; Streptophyta; Magnoliopsida; Fabales; Fabaceae
Product: protein OSB2, chloroplastic-like
Biological process (GO): mitochondrial DNA replication; positive regulation of helicase activity
Cellular component (GO): mitochondrial nucleoid
Molecular function (GO): single-stranded DNA binding
Source: RefSeq, a predicted model, not a curated record